AACUCGCAUAUUUCCGUAACUGACAAGAAGGCGUUUCUCGUGACCUCGUCACGAUCAAGACGCAAUGCGGAAGUACACAGCCAGCAUUGAUGUACGUAAACAACAGCGCGUUACCGUGAGUCAGUGAAUCAAAAUAUCUUAUGCGAAUUUGCAUUUCAUAGAUGAAACAUUUUACGGGUUAACAUUAACACGGUAGCUAUACACGUUUCUGUGAUCGACGAUGGCAGACGAAAAGAGUGACAAGACCGGGGAGAACGUAUUCCUUUCCCCAGAAUGUCCGGUAGAAAAGGUGACUGUGUAUUCCGACAGAGCGGAGGUGUGUCGUCAGAUCCACACCACCGUCGUCAAAGGUGUCAAUGAAAUUGUCCUCAAACAACUGCCGGCGAGCAUCGACUCCGAUUCUAUCAGGGUCGAGGGAACAGGACAGGCAACAAUAGCUGAGGUGACAUUCCAGAGGAAGCAUACCACGCCAGACGAGGCCGACAUAUCCAGCAAGGAGAAAGAGCUAGAGAUUCAGAUUGCUGACUUGAAGAAGGAGAAAGAUCACAUUGUAGCAAAUCAGAAUGUUAUGACCAAGCAGUGGAAACUGCUGGAAAACUUUGGAAACACUGUGUCCAAGUCCACAAAGAACAAGAGCACCAACUUGGACACAGCCUACUUCCAGGGCGUGACAGACUUCCUGCAGCUGUACAGGGAUGAGGGAGGCAAACUGGAGACCACAAGGCUGGAGCUGGCUGAACAAAUUGCCAAGCUGGAUGAGAAGAUUAACGCUGCCGCCAGCAACCUCUCGGGACUGAGAGCGAACAGAGGUCAUCAAACAGAGUCCAGAGAAUGCACCAUCGUGCUGGAGAGUGAAGGUGAACACAAGGUGUCCCUGCUGGUGUCCUAUGUGGUGUUGCAGGCCUCCUGGACCCCCAGCUACGACCUGCGCAUGUUCACUGCCGAAGGGGUGCUGAAGAUCAUGUACUAUGGGCAGAUAACUCAGAUAACUGGUGAGGAUUGGAUGGAUGCUAAACUGUUCCUAUCGACUGCCAGUCCCAGUGUCGGAGGCUCGGUACCGCAGUUGGGCACCGCUGUUCUCAGCAUCCAACAUCUCAGAUCAUUCAACUAUCGCAGCAGAUUCAUGCCUCUGGCCAGAGCAAACAAUCACUCUCUUGGGGAUACUUCCUUGCACGAUUCUUAUUGUGAAGAUGUGUAUUCCUGUUCUGCAAGACUUAGAUGUGAUUCACCUCCUCAACUCAUGGUCUACACUCAUUCAACGGUGAAUGAAUCUGCCACCAGUACAUCCUACGAAAUAGCGCGUCAGUCAACCAUCCCGAGUGACAACAUGCCACACAAGGUGUCUGUUGGAAUAUUCGAUGUCAAGCCCAAGCUGGAAUAUAUCACUCUCCCCAAGGUCGAACCCAGGGCAUAUCUGCAGGCCAAGGUCACCAACAACUCCAUGUUUACACUGUUACCCGGGGCAACAAGUAUAUUCCUUGACAACAGCUUUGUUGCUAAGGCUGAGAUCAAGUUGGUGUCUCCGGGGGAGGAGUUCUUGUGUUCCCUGGGUGUCGAUCCUGCGGUCAGGGUGAUGUAUAAGCCACUCAAGAAGUUCAUGGGCUCCUCGGGUCUCAUCAGCAAGUCCACCACCACAACCUUCGAGCAAGUGGUGGAGAUCAAGAACACUCAUGAGUACACCAUCGAUAUUGUCCUGAAACUCCAGCUGCCACGCAGUAGUGAUGAGAAAAUCAAGGUGGCGCUGUUGGAACCCUGUCUUGAUAUGAAACACCCAGAGAAGAAUACUAACCCACACAUCACCAAACAAAACCACAUUGUGUGGAAGCUGAACCUUGACAAACAGGUAUCAAGGGAGAUAACUCUCAAAUACACUGUCGACCACCCGCAACAACUUCAGACACAGUUCACAGAAACAUUUGAGAAUGAAUGAGCUAUGACCUAUGGGACCUUUAAUUUAAACAAAUUUAUUCCAUUAAUUAUAGGUACUUAAUGUAAUUAUCCCCCGACCAACAAAGUCCAACAAAGUUGGCGGGGGAUAUAGAAGCGGGCUCCAUCCGUCGGUCGGUCAUGUUUCGUUUCCGGAGCAUAACUCAGAAACCAUUCAAUAUCUUUUCAUGAAACUUUGCAGGUUUGUCAGGUACAUGCUGAACUGGUGUUUUUUGCUAUUUAGAAAUUUUAUAAUUUUUUAUUUUUUACGUUUCCAUGGCAGCAAGAUGGACUUAGGUUCCAAACUCUUCUUUUUUUGGCAAUUUCCACCUCGGUUAAAAAAUGUAAGGGUUUGUUUAGAUUUAAUUUUGUCAUAAAUUCUGCAACAGGGGCGGGGGAUAUAGCCACGUUUGUUGCAAACUCUUGUUGUAUACUGAAUUGCAAUUACUAACACUUCUCCCUAACAUGUAGUAAGAAUGUUCAUUCAUAACAAUAGUAUUGUAUUUGAUUACAUAGCCCCCUCAGACAUCAACACUAGCCUUAAAAUGGGGGCAUAUGCUCGGACAAAUUGGUUGUCCAGACAAGUUUAAAUGGAGUCGUUCAAAUUCCACUGUGUUUGAUGAUAACCUGUUAGUAAAUUAUUCCCUGGUUGAAAAGAGAUAAUAUCUCACACAAUAAAUACAUAUAUUAAUUCAAGAUUUGACACCACAUUGUGGAACAUUAUUCCCCUUGAAAAAUGUUUUUUUAUAAGACAGGGACAAAAUGUGACUAAGUGUCUCUUUAUUCUUUGUCAAAUUAAGACAUUGACCGGAACAUUCAUUAGAAUAUGCGAUUUUUAAUCAAAACUUAUGAUGACAUAUUUUUGUGAAAAUAGUUUUAGUAAAACAGACUUAAGCUGUCAGCGUAUGUGAUGCGACCUUUUGAUACAUAUUUUUCAGUUUUUGUAUUUUGAAGAAUGUUUAUUUGUAUGAAAUGUGCCUUGUUUUUGGAAGAUCAUGACUUCUGUGAUUUAAAUGAGAUUGUUUCAAAUGUCACGUACAGGCAGCUAAAAUUGACAUAACCAGGUGUGCGUUUACUGUUAUCUGGUCUACUGUUGAUGUUUAAGCCAAGGGAUGAAACUCUUGUUUCGUUUGCAUCUUACUAUAAUUACUGUGUGAUAUAAAUUAUUAUUCACCAUAUGUGAGUGCAUUUUCCCGAGGCAAGGGAGUUAACUGACUGUAAUUGUCCAGUUUCCACCUUUGCCGAACUAGGCUGAAAUUUCCGGAUUCGAUCGUAUCGCCCCCAGUGGCUAUGUAUUGGAGAAAACACGCUCACGAGGUUUUGGUAGACAGAGCAUGCCCUGGGGAGAGGGAAAAAACAAGGAGGCGAAGCCCCCGCGGUUUUUCCCGACCCCCA
This is a messenger RNA of Haliotis rufescens (red abalone), 3321 nucleotides long. RefSeq names its product protein F37C4.5-like. NCBI's taxonomy places the organism in Eukaryota, Metazoa, Mollusca, Gastropoda, Lepetellida, Haliotidae. The transcript is spliced from 9 exons. The record is from RefSeq and is a predicted model, not a curated record. Bases 221 to 1930 code for a protein of 569 amino acids.